UAAAAAAAUUCAGCGAAAUGGCGGACAGAAGAAAAAUCACAUUGUAAUUUCCUUUUUUAUUGGAAUGUGGAGUAUGGUUGUGGAAUCCAAAGCGAACAACAGAGAUUGGUGUGACUGUUCUUCGUCGUCGAUCUGUUUAGAUUCUUCCUUAUAAUCUGUGUCUAGACCUAUCGCACUUCAUAAUGACAGAACCAAGCUCAACUGAUGUGAUACUGGACUUUUUGAGGAGAAAUCGCUUUACAAGAGCUGAGGCAGCUUUGCUUAGUGAACUUGGUAACCGCCCUGAUUUAAAUGGAUUCUGCCAGAAACUUACCCUUGAGGAGGAAUCUGGCAAGGUACUAGAAGAAGAAAAUGGGAAAAAAAUAGCUGGUGAAAGUCAUGGUUCGGGUUCUCAAAACAGUGGUGAGGUCUCUAAGGAACUUAUAGUGAAAGAGAUAGAGUGUGCGGCUGGCAGAAAUGGGCCUGAAAGUCAAUGGAGAAAUGCUGCUUCUACUGGGGAUUCUAAUAAACCCAAUGAAGCAAGAGUGACAAGUGAUAAGAGUUUUGCAUUCUCUAAUAAACCCAAUGGUCCUGAUCCGUUAAAAAAUGACAGUAUAAUUAGUAGCUCCGGUUUUUCAGACAUGGAGAAACCAGAUCAGUUAAGAUAUUGUAUGUCUGAAGCUCCUGAAAUUCAUAAAGGCAAUGUUAAAUCUGGAGAAGAGAUUUCCUUUCCAGUUGAAACUAAAACUUCAUGGCUUGGAAAUACCAGCAAAGCUAAUUUGGAUUACAGGUAUGACAAGUUUCAUACGAGUGAAACUAAGGAGCUAGAUCAGCAAUUUAAGACUAGCAGCGGAUAUUUGAAGGAAAACUUUGCUGAUAACAUCAGAUGGUCCAGAACUGAGGAACCCAGUGGUUCAUCUUCAGAGAUAAGGAAAGAUUAUUCCGUCAAGACUGGUUUUCCAUUUCCUAACGGGGAUGUAUCAAUCGGCAAUAAUGCUGCUAGUGCUUCAGAUAAGAGAGGAGGAAAGCAAAAAGCAGAUGUGCUUGAUGCCAGAGCAGCAAUUAAAGAACAGGUGGAUGAGGUUGGGAGGGCUCUAUUCUUUGGGAAGUCUCAAGUUAGUGCUGAGCAAAAAGGUAUGAAUGGAUUGGUCUUCCCCCUUCCCUAUGAUGAUCAAAAGGAAGUGUUUCCUAGGUUGCCUCCAGUUAAACUCAAAUCAGAGGAGAAAUCAUUGAAUAUUAGCUGGGAGGAAAAAUACGAGCGUGAUGGCCCAGGAGCAAAGCUCAUGACUUCCGACAAUACCUUUCUUAUAGGGUCCUAUUUGAAUAUUCCCAUUGGGCAAGAGAUAAAUGCUUCAGGCGGGAAAAGGAAUGCUGGAGGUAGUUGGCUUUCUGUGAGUCAGGGCAUUGCAGAAGAUGCAUCUGAUCUGGCUUCUGGUUUUGCUACCAUUGGUGAUGGAUUAAGUGAACCUGUUGAUUACCCAAAUGAGUAUUGGGACUCUGAUGAAUAUGAUGACGAUGAUGAUGUUGGAUACAUGAGGCAACCUAUUGAGGAUGAAGCCUGGUUUCUGGCUCAUGAAAUUGAUUAUCCUAGUGACAAUGAGAAGGGAACUGGGCAUGGGAGUGUUCGGGAUCCACAAGAAAGAGGUCAAACCAAGGAUGAAGAUGAUGAUCAAUCAUUUGCAGAAGAGGAUUCUUACUUCUCUGGCGAGCGGUAUCUCCAGGCAAAUAAUGUUGAACCACUUGCAGCUUGUGAUGAUCCGCUGUCUGUAACUGAAAUGUAUGACAGGACUCAUGAGAAUGAUUUAAUUGCCCAAUAUGAUGGACAGUUGAUGGAUGAAGAGGAGCUUAAUUUGAUGCGUGCUGAACCUGUUUGGCAGGGAUUUGUCACACACACAGAUGAACUUAUCAUGCUGGGGGAUGGAAAAUUUCUCAAUGAGUGUGGUAGAUCUCAGCUGGAUGAUAUUCGUAUAGAUAAUGAUCAGCAUGGUUCAGUUAGGUCAAUUGGUGUGGGAAUCAGCAGUGAUACUGCUGACUUUGGCAGUGAAGUACAUAAAAGUUUAGUUGCAGGUAGUAGUGAAGGGGAUUUAGAAUAUUUUCAUGACCAUGAUGGUUCUAUUGGUGGUUCUCGACAAAGUCAUCAUGAAACUGAAAGGAAAUAUAUUGACAAAUCAUCUAGAGAUAAAAGAAAAACGGGAAAAAAUGAUUCUAAUAAGAAUGUUAUUGGGAAUGAUAAAGGUCUGAACACCCAGGUGAAAAAUCUUGGAGAUGGGGGAUUUUCUUUUCCUCCGCCAUUAAGAGAUGGGCAGAUUGUGCAGGCAGGCCCUAGUAAGUCUUUAUGGUCAAAUAACUGCAAUGUUGCUGGUGAAGACCAUGAUGACUAUUUGACUGCUUUGAUGGGGUCUGACGAUAUGCUUGCUACAUGGCGGCGAAAAAGUAGUGAUUCUUCAACUGCCAAAAGUUCUAGGGAUGAAGAUGACACCAACGCUGUAAGAUCAGCAAAUUCUAGUCCUUCGUCUCUCUCUAAUUAUGGCUAUGGUGAACAAAAGCAGACCAAGAAAUUAGAGGAUGGGAAAAUUAGUGGCACGAGGGAAGAGGAUCUUGGGGCAUCGCUUGAAGAUGAAGAGGCUGCUGCCGUCCAAGAGCAAGUGAGACAGAUUAAAGCACAGGAGGAGGAAUUUGAGACCUUUGAUCUAAAGAUUGUGCAUAGGAAAAACAGAACUGGAUUUGAGGAGGAUAAGAAUUUUCACGUUGUUCUAAAUUCUGUUAUCGCUGGGCGCUAUCAUGUCACUGAGUAUCUCGGAUCAGCUGCGUUUAGUAAAGCUAUACAAGCUCAUGACCUGCACACUGGCAUGGAUGUCUGUGUGAAAAUUAUAAAGAACAACAAGGAUUUUUUUGACCAAAGCCUUGAUGAGAUUAAGCUUCUCAAGUAUGUUAACAAACAUGAUCCAGCAGAUAAACAUCACAUUCUCCGAUUGUAUGAUUACUUUUACUACCGAGAGCAUUUGCUAAUAGUCUGUGAACUUCUCAAGGCAAACUUAUAUGAGUUCCAUAAAUUUAAUAGAGAAUCAGGUGGAGAGGUUUAUUUCACAAUGCCAAGAUUGCAGUCAAUUACCAUUCAGUGUUUGGAGGCUCUCCAGUUUUUGCAUGGUCUUGGCUUAAUACACUGUGACCUGAAGCCAGAAAAUAUAUUAGUUAAAAGCUAUAGUAGAUGUGAGGUGAAGGUCAUUGAUCUUGGGAGCAGUUGUUUUGAGACAGAUCACCUAUGCUCCUAUGUUCAAUCCAGGUCCUAUCGUGCACCGGAGGUUAUCCUAGGACUUCCAUAUGACAAGAAAAUAGAUGUCUGGUCACUUGGCUGUAUCUUGGCAGAACUCUGUUCUGGCAAUGUACUCUUCCAAAGUGAUUCACCUGCGACAUUGCUUGCACGAGUAAUUGGAAUAAUAGGUCCAAUCAAACAAGAUAUGCUUGCCAAAGGACGGGAUACAUACAAAUACUUCACGAAGAACCACAUGCUUUAUGAACGUAAUCAGGAGACCAAUCGACUGGAAUACCUGAUACCGAAGAAGACAUCCUUAAGGCAUCGGCUGCCUAUGGGCGACCGGGGCUUCGUUGAUUUCGUUGCCCAUUUGCUUGAAGUAAACCCAAAGAAGCGUCCUUCUGCAGCAGAGGCUCUGAAGCACCCAUGGCUAUCAUACCCAUAUGAGCCCAUAUCAGCUUGAGGUUUGUUCGACGAGACUUGCGACGAUAUCUUUCCUCGUAUCAGCUCCGUCGUAUUGACCAGGGAAGGAGCUGUUUGUAUUACUGACUGGAAUUGAUCUUAUCCAUUUGUAGUGGAUAUCUCCAAGGAGCUAUUAUCAUCCCUUGACAUUCCUGCAAAAGGUGUUUGAUUUUGUUUGGUUAUAUGGUAUUAUAUAUGUAAUUUUGGAAGAUUGGAGUUAAUUGAUCUGUGGUGGGUGGGGGAAUCUAAUAUUGUUGUACAUGACAUCAUGAUGUGUGAUAUUUGUCUUG
This is a messenger RNA of Hibiscus syriacus, 3984 nucleotides long. RefSeq lists its product as uncharacterized. Gene Ontology annotation, molecular function: protein tyrosine kinase activity; protein serine/threonine kinase activity; ATP binding. Gene Ontology annotation, biological process: peptidyl-serine phosphorylation; peptidyl-threonine phosphorylation. Gene Ontology annotation, cellular component: cytoplasm. The transcript is spliced from 8 exons. The coding region runs from base 183 to 3695 and encodes 1170 amino acids. The record is from RefSeq and is a predicted model, not a curated record. Lineage: Eukaryota; Viridiplantae; Streptophyta; Magnoliopsida; Malvales; Malvaceae.